Messenger RNA from Yamadazyma tenuis ATCC 10573, 2103 nucleotides. It is a transcript of the gene FAA4, whose product is annotated as long-chain fatty acid-CoA ligase. Gene Ontology annotation, cellular component: lipid droplet; endoplasmic reticulum; plasma membrane. The record is from RefSeq and is a predicted model, not a curated record. Lineage: Eukaryota; Fungi; Ascomycota; Pichiomycetes; Serinales; Debaryomycetaceae. Gene Ontology annotation, biological process: long-chain fatty acid metabolic process; long-chain fatty-acyl-CoA metabolic process. Gene Ontology annotation, molecular function: long-chain fatty acid-CoA ligase activity.
AUGGUCUAUCAAUUAACCACCGCUGUAGGACCUGCCCAGCCGGGUGAAACAGCUCCCAGAAGAAAGGUCACCCAGAAAGAUGGAUGUGUUUUGAGACCUGUUGACUCCAAGGCCAGCACUGUAUUUGAAUUCUUCCAGGAAUGUGUCAAGAGAAAUGGCUCCCGAAAUGCCAUGGGCUGGAGAGACUUGAAGGAGGUGCACUCGGAAAUCAAGAGCGUCAAGAAAAUCAUUGAUGGACAAGAGCAGACGGUGGAGAAGGAAUGGCUCUUUUAUGAAAACUCUCCUUAUCAAUUCAUCACAUUUCCCGACUUAUUGGACUUGGUCACCACCUACGGAAAGGGGUUGGUCAAGUUGGGAAUUGAGCCUGAACAGGCCAACAAGUUGCACAUUUUUGCGUCCACCUCCCACAAAUGGAUGCAAACCUAUUUGGCUUGUAGCUCUCAGAACAUUCCCAUUGUCACCGCCUAUGACACCUUGGGGGAAAAAGGAUUGACCCAUUCGUUGGUGCAAACUGACAGUUCGGCUGUGUUCACCGAUAACUUGUUGUUGGGCAACUUGAUCAAUCCGAUCAAGCAAGCCACCUCCAUCAAGUAUAUCAUCCACUUUGACCCAAUUGAUGAGAACGACAAGCGUCAAGGCGGGCUUUUCUACAAGUCUGCCUCCGAGGCCAAGGCGAAGAUCUUGGAAAUAAACCCCGAUAUCACCUUUAUCAGCUACGAAGAUGUACUCAAAUUGGGUAAAGAAGUUGAAAACGACCCCAAAUAUGCCAUCAAGACCGCCAAGCCCGAAGACUUGACGUGUAUCAUGUACACCUCUGGUUCCACCGGGGACCCAAAGGGGGUGGUGUUAUCCCACGAAAAUGUUGUUUCGGGUGUGGGUGGAGUUUCCACCGUAGCUGGUAGAAACGUGGUGCAAAACACCGAUAGGGUGGUUGCAUUCUUGCCAUUGGCUCACAUCUUUGAAUUGGCGUUUGAAGUGACUUGUUUCUGGUGGGGUGCUACUUUGGGAUAUGCCAACGUCAAGACGUUGACUGACGCAUCCUGUAAAAACUGUAAAUCUGAUUUGAUUGAAUUCAAACCGACUGUCAUGGUUGGGGUUGCAGCCGUUUGGGAAUCGGUUAGAAAAGGAAUUUUGGCCAAGGUUAAGGAAUUGCCUCCACUCACCCAAAAAAUCUUUUGGGCUGCUUUCAAGGCCAAGUUGGCAUUUAAGGACUACAAUAUGCCUGGUUCAGGAUUGUUCGAUGUGAUUUUCAAAAAGGUUAAGCAGGCCACCGGUGGUUGUUUGAAGUUGUGUCUUAACGGUGGUUCUCCAAUUUCCAGAGAUGCACAAGUGUUUAUCAGUACCUUGAUUUGUCCCAUGUUGAUGGGUUACGGUUUAACAGAGACCGUUGCCAAUACCACUAUUGUUGACCCUGAUCACUUUGAUUUCGAAAUUGCUGGUUGUCUUUUGGGUUCCGUCACCGCCAAGUUGAUUGACGUUCCAGAAGCUGGUUACUUUGCUAAGAACAACCAAGGUGAAUUAUUGUUACAAGGUCCACCUGUCACCAAGGAAUACUAUAAGAAUGAAAAGGAAACGGCCGAUGCUUUCACUCCAGAUGGCUGGUUCAAGACUGGUGAUAUCUGUGAAUGGACUGCCAACGGUAACUUGAAGGUCAUUGAUAGAAGAAAGAACUUGGUGAAGACUUUGAAUGGUGAAUAUAUUGCUUUGGAAAAGUUGGAAUCUAUUUACAGAUCAAACACAAACGUCUUGAACCUUUGUGUUUAUGCUGAUCAGACCAAAGUUAAGCCUGUGGCUAUGAUUUUACCAAACGAACCUCAUUUGAGAAGUUUUUUGAAGGAAUCGAACAUCUACUCUGAUUCCGAGUUGAAGUCAAAGGCUUUGGCUGACUUGUGUCACGACAAGAAGGUUUCGAAGGCAGUUUUAAAAUCCCUUUUGGCCACCGGUAAGUCUCAAGGGUUAAGGGGUAUCGAAUUAUUGCAAAAUAUCGUGUUAUUGGACGAAGAAUGGACUCCACAAAACGGUUUUGUUACUUCAGCACAAAAGUUACAAAGAAAAAAGAUCUUGGAGUCUUGUAAGGACAGAGUGGAAGAAGCUUACAAGUAA